UGCCCUCUGGGAAAAUGUUCUUGGUCACUGGGCGGCAGCUGCUGGCCGAGGUCUGGAGGGGCCGAUGGGACAAAGGGACAGUUCUGUGCGCCCGCCUCCGGCUGAGACAUGAGCCUGAGACAUUCCCGGGGGGGUGACAUGGCUCAUCGCCCCCCUCCCCCCAAUGGGGCCUUAAAACGCCAGGGGAGCCAGGGUGUGUCUGUGGUGGUGGCAGACCUGGAAGGGCGGCGCUGGAUCGUACCUGGGAGCACAGGAGAUGGGGGCUCUGCAUCGCCCUGUGCCUGUGGGGCACCAUGGCCCAGAAUAACGGCACACAAGGUACCACCGAGGACUGUGACAACCAUAUGCUAUGCCCAGCAAACACCAAGUGUGUGAACAACACCCACUGCACCUGGCCAAGAGAUGGAUACUGGCCAAGAGAAAAUCACCCCAUCCUCUUCACCGAUACAAUGGAGAUCUGUGACGAUAUUAACAAGUGUCUGGGGCCGAGCCCGCCAGACUGCGGACACAACACAAACUGCAUCAACGUGGUUGGGAGUUACUACUGCACCUGCAUCGAUGGCUACGAGCCCAGUUCUGGGAAAGCCAACUUCAUGAACAGACACCCAAUCUCAGAGCUCCCUGCAACUCGGAGCAAGUUUGGAAGCCGUGGGACGCCCGAGGGAGGGGAGCGCUCUGGCUGCACCACUAAGAACCUAGCGCAUGGCGCCCCUUCUCCAGCAGACAGAGCGUCGGAGCUGGGAAAGCGCUUUGGAGCAGCGGCUGUGCUCUGGCUGGAUGUGUGUACAGCGCCUGGCACCACGGGGCCCCGGCUGCGGCGCUACCCGCUAUAAACAUCCCAAUCGCACCAGGACGGGACGGAUAAGGACGCUGGAAGCUCCGUUCCCAUCCCCCAUGGACUCUUGGAAGCCUUCGGGGGCGGAACCCGAUUGUACGUCGUUUCCGGAAUAAAGCAGGUUCUGGAAACACGGAGCCGCCUCGGUGCUUUCAGGAGAACCC
Molecule: messenger RNA, 999 nt
Organism: Trachemys scripta elegans
Lineage: Eukaryota; Metazoa; Chordata; Testudines; Emydidae
Product: adhesion G protein-coupled receptor E3-like
Exons: 5
Coding region: 294-833 (179 amino acids)
Molecular function (GO): calcium ion binding
Source: RefSeq, a predicted model, not a curated record